Messenger RNA from Durusdinium trenchii, 1150 nucleotides. NCBI's taxonomy places the organism in Eukaryota, Dinophyceae, Suessiales, Symbiodiniaceae. The record is from the annotation of a GenBank genome assembly.
CAAAUUGCUCAGCCCACUUCCGAGCUUCGGAAGCUUCGCUCAAAACAUGCGACUGACAUGCUUUGGCCCCGGACCUCCACCAUGAGCAUGGCUUGGCGGGGGAAGUUUGACCCGGAGAAUGCCGAGGACUCGGAUGAGAGUAUGCUCUCGGUGCCUGAUGACGCGCGCGUGAAGCCCAUCGGCCGGAACGUCUAUGCCUUGCUCAUCUCCGACGUGACGCAGGACUAUGUCCGCUUGUGGCAAGGCAGCGCCAACCAAUGGGUGCGGAUCUGUCGCUUGGGCUACUCUGCUUUUCUGAUGUUCUUGGUGAUCCUCCUGCAGGUCUUUCUCCUGUAUGGCAUCUCCACAAUGCUUUGUGGCCCUUCAGUGAAGGAAAUCCGCCAAGCUUACAGCCUUUACGAGAAAGCCCUGUAUGGGGCUGAAGUGGAGGAGACAGUGAAUGGCUUCUGGCGUGGGAAGACUGGUGCAGUACCCAACGAGGAAGCUUUCAGCUCCUUGUCCUCCAGCGACCAAGCGAAGAUCUGCAACAUCCCGCUGUCACAGCCGCUUUUCACUGCGUCCAUCGUCUUCAUUUGGACCUUGACCUGCAUCGCAGAGGUGCGCUCCGCCAGUAUCUUGGCCUACGAUUUGCUUUGGGUCACACCCAUCGCGCCAGUGACCCAGUGCUUGGACCAUGGGCCAAGCAACCGCACCAUUGUCGGAUUGACCAGGGGUAUGAAGGCAUCCCUUUGUAUGGGUUGCUUUUUACCUCGGAUUUGUGCAGCUCUGUUGUUAAACUUGCUGGGCUGCCAUUGGAUUCUCUCUUCGACAGAUCUCCCUGCUCUUUUCUUGGAUGCUUUGGCUUUGGAAUUUAUUGUGCUUCUGCCGGAGUUGCUCUACCGAACCUUUGCCUCAGAGCGAUCUAUGCUCCGCACCCAGUCCACCUUUGUGCAAGCAGGCGAGAUCGUUGAAGUGUCCGUUAUGGAUAUCCUUCAUGUCUUCAUGUGGGGCAUUUUUGCCAUCCUGUGGACCUAUAUCUACAUGUUCCAUCUUCAGCCUAUUCUUCCAGGCUAUCGCUGGGAUGUGCACAAAGUUUGCGCUCAGCAAAUGAAGUGAAAAAAGCAAAUAACUUGCCAAUGAGGGACCAAGCAUCGCAUCAAGGAAAAAAGAA